Lolium rigidum is the source of this 1448-nucleotide messenger RNA. Its product is annotated as pre-mRNA splicing factor SR-like 1. Lineage: Eukaryota; Viridiplantae; Streptophyta; Magnoliopsida; Poales; Poaceae. Bases 104 to 1348 code for a protein of 414 amino acids. The transcript has 6 exons. Gene Ontology annotation, cellular component: precatalytic spliceosome. The record is from RefSeq and is a predicted model, not a curated record.
GGGAGCCCCGUCUCCUCCGCGCCGCCACCGUCGCCGUGCCCUCCCCGGCCCGCCCCUAGCUUCGCUCGCCUCCAGCUGACAACCCAACAGAGCGUGCGGCGAAAUGGAGAUACAGACGUCCGGGAGGCCCAUCGAGGUGCUCAUGGAGAAGGUGCUGUCCAUGAACAUCACCUCCUCGGACUACUUCAAGGAGCUCUACAAGAUCAAGACCUACCACGAGGUCAUCGACGAGAUCUACCACCAGGUCGACCACGUCGAGCCCUGGAUGACGGGCAACUGCCGCGGCCCGUCCACCGCAUUCUGCCUCCUCUACAAGCUAUUCACCAUGAAGCUCACCAUGAACCAGAUGCACGGGCUGCUCAAGCACCCCGAUUCCCCUUACAUCAGAGCUAUUGGGUUUCUCUACUUGCGUUACGCUGCGGACCCAAAGACCUUAUGGACUUGGUAUGAGCCUUACAUUGAGGAUGAUGAGGAGUUCUCCCCUGGAUCCAAUGGCAAAAUGACAACUAUGGGCGUUUAUGUGCGCGAUGUCAUCCUUGGUCAGUACUACUUCGACAGUCUUCUUCCACGAGUGCCUCUCCUAAUUUUGCGACAGGUCACUGCCCAUCUUGAGAAGAUGAAGCUCCCAACAAAACAGUCAGGAAUCACUGGGGAUUCUAGUCGCCUUGGUUCAGAUGAUACUGCCCGGAGGCCACCUUCGGUAAAGGCUUCUUUGUCUGUCUCUUUUGGUCAGCGUGCUCCGCACCGUGCAUCCACAAGGGGCUCAUCCCCAGUCCGAAAGACACUGCCAUCUAUACGUGAAAGGGAAAGGAGUCACGAUGGUGGUAGUGCAAGAUCUCCACCCAGGAAGCACCGGAGUCAAAGUCGUGAGCGUAGCCGUGACACUGAGAGGGACCGUUCAGAUCGUGACCGUGGUAGGUACAAGGACAGGGAGCAAGGUCGGCAGAGCCGUGAUGACAGAGACCGUGAUUACCGCCGCUCAAGCUAUUCAGAAAGGGAUGUUGAGAGGCGAGGCCAUGAUAGGAGGGACAGGGACUCUGACCGAAAUGGACGCUCCAGCGCCCGCAGAAGCAGGAGCAGGAGUCCAAGCCGCGGCAGAACCAAUGGCGACAGCCAUCGGUCUAGCCCGUUUGGUAAAGCACCAGAGUCAUCCAACCUGGCAAAGCUGAAGGAUCUGUAUGGCGACGCAACAAAUGCAAAGGACGAUGCUGGCGAUGAUAGAGCUCGCAGGGAUUCUGGAACCGAAGAGGUGAUCAGAUUGGGAGGUGCCAGGUGGAGAGAUACGCAACAUAUGAUGGGAUUAUUCUCCCCUGAGCUGUCAUGUCUAGGGAAAUGUCAAAUCUGUUAGGUAGCUAAGCAAUUUAGUUGCAAUGCAAGAGAAACAUGUCAUUAUGGAUAGAAAAGUUCUGUAUCUGUUAUGGUGUAUGCAUUGUGAUCUCAAACCUUUA